Molecule: messenger RNA, 1505 nt
Organism: Paramisgurnus dabryanus
Lineage: Eukaryota; Metazoa; Chordata; Actinopteri; Cypriniformes; Cobitidae
Product: transcription termination factor 1b, mitochondrial
Biological process (GO): regulation of DNA-templated transcription; termination of mitochondrial transcription
Cellular component (GO): mitochondrial matrix
Molecular function (GO): double-stranded DNA binding
Source: RefSeq, a predicted model, not a curated record
UGGCGCUGUUAGUGACUCAGUCAGUGUGAGCACAGAGAAACCUGGACGAGGAAAACACGACUGUACUUCAUACAACUUUGUAUCCGGGAUGAUUGAUUAUUAUGGCCCAAAAGCGGAUGAUGUCUUUACUGUGGUCCAGCAGAAGAUGUGGACCUGUGGUAUCCAGCACUUACUGUCAGACCAUCAUUGUUAUGUCUCAAUACUGCAAACAAAUCAUCCAAAAACCUCCUCCUUCUCAUUCAGAGAACGAAUGUCUUUUGGAGAACCUCUCCAGCAUGGGUGUGGACCUUAACAUGGCCCGUCGACGCCAGCCAGGGGUCCUGCGAAAGCUCAUCACCAACGAGCAAGGUCUCGCCCACUUCCUGAAGGGCAAAGGUGCCGACCAGGAGACCGUCGCCAGCAUCAUCUCUCGUUUCCCGCGCUCCAUCACGCGCUCGUCCGAGCACCUGGAGGAACGCUGGAAGCUGUGGAGAAACAUCUUUAAAAGCGACAGCGAGGUGGUGGAAAUUCUCUCCAGGUCGCCCGAGUCAUUUUUCCGUUCGAGUGACAAUGAAAACCUAGAGGAGAACAUCACUUUCUUGAGGUCUUUAGGAAUCACACCCAAAGACCUACACCGCCUGCUCACGACCGCGCCACGAACUUUCUCCAACAGCGUGGAGCUCAACAGGAAUAUGGUGGAGCUUCUUCAGGGCGUUUGUUUGAGUCUGGGUGGAAAAGAUCACGAACAUUUCGCCAGAACCAUCAUCUCCAGGAACUUGUACAUCCUCAUCCGCAGCACCAAUCGAGUCCAAGCGAACGUGAACUUUCUAUUGAGCUCAUUGACGUUGAGUAACGCAGAGGCGCUGCUUUUACUGCAGAGUCACGGUGCUCAGAUCCUGGACCUCUCGCAUGAGAGUCUGAAACGAAACUUCAGGAGCCUGCAGGUGAAGCUUCAGUCUCUGGGCUGCAGUAAGGCGGACUUUAAGAAGAUGAUCCUGAAUUAUUCGCUCGUGCUCUUCAUCUCAUCAGAUCGUCUGAAUGAGAAACUGGACUGUCUGAUCGACGCUGGCAUUCACGCACAGCAGAUCGUACAGAAACCAAAGGUUCUUGAUUUCAGUCUGGACAUCAUUAAACAGCGCCUUCGGGAUCUCAUCAGAUUGGGUUAUGACUUUCAGAAGAACGGUAUUGCUGUUUUAGAUACCAGCAAAAAACGAUUUCAUGCUAAAUUAGAGAGAUUGGGUUCACCAGAAGAAUAAUGAAAUACAUCUAUAUUGUGUAUGCACAUUCAUUCAGAGUGACUGUAAAAGUUUGUUUUGCUGUAUUUAUUUUGUUAUUAAGCAGAGCUGUUGUCCUAAUUUAUAUUUAUACAAAUAUUUAUCUGAUAAGAUUUGGUAUGGUAUGUAUGAUUGUGUUUUAGAUCACAGCUUUUAUUAAACUUCAGUACAGAAUCUCCUUUUUGGUAAGAAAUAAAGUGAAGUUUGAGCCGAUUAAUAAUAUAAAUGAACAUCAAUAAAUCUACGCUGCUA